This is a messenger RNA of Populus nigra (black poplar), 1537 nucleotides long. RefSeq names its product glucan endo-1,3-beta-glucosidase 12-like. The coding region runs from base 418 to 1185 and encodes 255 amino acids. The record is from RefSeq and is a predicted model, not a curated record. The transcript has 4 exons. Lineage: Eukaryota; Viridiplantae; Streptophyta; Magnoliopsida; Malpighiales; Salicaceae.
ACUUGCUAGCCCACAAACCAAAUCUAAAUUCCAAAACGAUUCUCUCCCUUUACUUCUUUUUCAACCUUCUUCUCACCUUUUCCCUCCUUUGUUGUUCCAUCUCUUGCUUGCACCCUCCUCUACUCCCAUGUCUCCUUUCUCAAGUCUUCCUCUACACCCACAUAGAGCUACUCUUUCUCUCUCAAGACUGUUCUUAUUCCACAAGAUAUAUAUUUUCAUAAAGCACAAAGGAUGCAAAAUCUUGUUUUCUCAACAAGAUCAUUGAUGCGCGCUUCUGUAGUUUAAGAUUUAUUUGCUUCUUUUCCCUUUACUUGCUUUGAAUAAAGGGUAAGCUGAUUGGAUAAAUACAUCAUAGAAGAGAAAGAAGGAGAAGGAGAAGAAGAAGAAGAAGAAGAAGAGGGCCUGGGGUUUAAGCCCAUGGGUGGCAGAGUCAUCUACUCCCUGAUGUUUUUCUUACUCGGUCUCUUCCUUUCUUCAGGUUCAAGUGUUGCAGAAAUGUUAGCAGAUGAGAAUAGUAGACAGGCAGACCAUGGAACAAAACAAGUUGUCGUGGAUGCGAGUUCUAUUUCCAGUACCCGAAAGGACAUCACCACCCCGAUAACAACUGUUCCCACAAUAAUUCCCGCCACUCCCACUGCUUCAACUCCAGUAAUAAACCCAAAUUCUGAGCCUGAUUCCACAUCGCCUGCUACCAUGACACCAAUGGUAACCCCAACCUCAACGGCAUCGCCUGUAUCUCCCGGAGCUAGCUGGUGUAUCGCUAGCCAAAGUGCAUCACCAACAGCGUUACAAGUUGCUUUGGACUAUGCUUGUGGCUAUGGUGGUGCUGAUUGCUCAGCAAUUCAGCCAAGUGGAAGCUGUUACAAUCCAAAUACUCUCCGUGAUCAUGCCUCUUAUGCAUUCAACAGCUAUUAUCAGAAGGAUCCAGUGCCCAGUAGCUGUAAUUUUGGAGGAACUGCUGUUACUACUAGCACCAAUCCAAGUACGGGGACAUGUCAAUUUCCCUCCACAAGCACAAGCUCAUCAAUCUUGAACACCACAAAUUCAAAUGGAGCAACGGUUUAUGGUGCAGUACCUUCAAAUCCUACCCCAUCGGUAGCUGCCAGAAUUAACGAGACACCACAUUUUAUGUCUCUGACAUUUCUCAUCGUGUUUCUGGCUAAAUUAACAUCAUCUCUGUGCUAGAGGGGAUACACGUUCGGUUUGGUACAGUAAUUAAACGGUACUGUCCUGAUCGAUUGCUUGCCCUGCUUGCUGGUCUAUGCUUUUUAGGAGACUUGGAAGCACAUGUGCAGGGAUGAUGAAAGCUAGGGGUAUAUAUCUCGUUGCCUUGGCUUUUUUGUGACAAAAGUAUAUUUGAUGUGUAAAUUAGUCUUUAGUGAUCACAUUGAAGGGAGGUAGUGUAGAGAAAGAAAUCUUAUUUUGUUGGUGGGGUUUUUUUGUACUGGUAGAAGAAUUUGCAGAUAUCUUCCUUUUUUUCUGUAUUUGUUGAUGAUGAGAAUAAGAAAUUAGUGUAGAGAAACAAAAUAUUAUUUUU